AUGGACGCAUCUGUACCAUCGUCCUCGCGACCACGGCCUUCCUCGCGCCCUACGACACCUCUACGUCCUAGCUCGCGCUCGUCACUACGAGAAGCUCACGGAUAUGGUCAUAGCAUCAGCGCCUCGGGAUAUAACCAGCCUGCCAUCAAUGCCUUGGAACCUCAGUUUGCGGAGCUCGCCGACUCCAUGGCUGAUCUAGAGGCCAAUUUCAUGCAUCUGCAGCUGAUGCACGAGAGUCUGACUCGGUUCAGUGAAAGCUUCGCUAGCUUCCUAUACGGAUUGAAUAUGAAUGCGUUCUGCGUGGAUUUCCCCGAGGCCCCGAUCUCCGAUUCAUUCAAGCGAGCUAAACAGGCGGAGGCACAAAAAGAAGCAGAGGAAUCCGAAGCUGCGCGACCAGCCGAUGACGGCGAGAUGACUUUCUUAACGACGGACACGUCCUUUGUCGACCACCCACCUAGCACCAUCUCCAAGCCGACAUCGAAAUACUCCACGCGAGGCACAACACGAGGCACAACGCGAGGCACCACCCGGGGUGCAGCUCGUGGCACAACGCGCGGCUCUACGACAGGCCGAUAUGCAACACGAGGGUCAUCUACUACUACUCGUGGUCAGGGUAGUGCGCUGCCGCGGGGACGAGGCACACGAGGCACGGGUACAGGAACGGGUUCAUAUUGA
Molecule: messenger RNA, 675 nt
Organism: Penicillium manginii
Lineage: Eukaryota; Fungi; Ascomycota; Eurotiomycetes; Eurotiales; Aspergillaceae
Product: DASH complex subunit DAM1
Exons: 4
Coding region: 1-675 (224 amino acids)
Biological process (GO): mitotic sister chromatid biorientation
Cellular component (GO): mitotic spindle polar microtubule; mitotic spindle; DASH complex
Source: RefSeq, a predicted model, not a curated record